ACUUGACGUCCACUGGAGUCAGACGUUUUCUCGUGGAAAACCAUUUCCACCGAUUCGAAUCAUUCGUUCCUACUGAGUUUGGUCGGUUGUGUCGGCUUGGCGGUUUCAUUAUGACAUGUAAAUAAUAAAACUAAUGUCAGACGGUUGAAUGUGGUGGAUAUUUUAUUAUAGCCAGGUGCUUCAACAGAUUACAAGAGAUUAAUAGAAUGAGAGCAUCCAGUGCUCGUGGGAUGCUAAUGAUUUUACGGUGGUUAUAUGAAUAGAUUCUCAUUUUUUCCGGAGUUAGUGAUCUUGAAAAUGAUUAUCCAUACAUCAUUGGAUAAUUGAUAUAUUAAGAUUUACUUGUACAGUAAGCAAGUGCGUGAUUUAUUAUUUUUAAAGUGUUGAUAACAUAUACGUGAGCAAAAUUUAAGUGAGCUGUUGCAGCUGUUGAGUGAAAUGUGAUUUGAAGGUAUAUAAAAAUGAAAGCCGCGUAAAAGCAUUUUUUGCGUUUCGCUAUUUUUAAAUUAGAAAAGAAUUUGAUUCGUGAAUAUCGUUCAAAUUUCCUUGUAAACAAAUCGAGAGUGAAAAUCGUUACAGCUGGAUAACAUUAAUUUGAGCUACAAAAGCGGCAUAGGAAAUGGAAAAAGAUUCAACGACGCCAUAUAGCAGGUCGUGCGGUUAAUUGAUGGCGAAACCUUCAUUGCCACCUUAAACCGGGCAUUCAAUCACGUUUUCUUGACGGCCCAAGUUCGUUAAGCAAAAAAAGGAAUAAAGAAAAACGAUUACCAACUGUGGCAUGAUUUUGAACCCGCUGACAUCCUACACAAUAAAAAAGACGGCCAUACACGUGACACUUUCCGACAGAUGCAAUCUAAACCACUGGUUCAAGUGAAUACUGUAGAAUGAAGCAAAGGAGGAUUGUAGUAUAAGAAGCAAAAAAAAGACAAUAAUGUAAUUGAAUUCAACGAGAGAACUCUAGUGCUGAUACUUACACGCUCAAAAAAGCGUUCUGGAAAACGUGAACUGUCAAAAAUACACCGUGAACUACCAUGAUUGGUCUCGUAUACAUGAUCUAGUUCACGGUGUAUUUUUGCUUGUUGACGAGUUCACGCCUGCUGUUCACGGAUACGAGAACGGAUUUUUUUCUGUGUAUGGUACAACAACGGCACUAUGUUAGAAGAAAAAAUGAACGUGACAGAAAUAGGUCAGCUAGUGAUGAACGAUUCUGAUGCAUCCAGUGGAGGCACGGCCCAAAACUCCACAGUUCGUGAACUUCUUUACUGUGGCCAAGGACUGGACGAUUUCCACACCAGCUACUCCAACAUCCACGGAAUCGUGUGUCUUCUAGUGUGCAUAUUCGGAAGCAUUGCAAACACCCUGAACAUCGUAGUGCUAACAAGGCGAGAAAUGCGUUCACCCACAAAUGCUAUUCUCACUGGUUUGGCCAUCGCCGAUCUACUUGUAAUGCUAGACUAUAUGCCUUACGCAAUUUACAUGAGUCCAUAUAUGCAAUUUUCCAGAGAGGAAAGGCUGACCUACAGUUGGAGUUGGUAUGUCAUGUUUCACUCAAUAUUUGCACAGAUUUGUCAUACCAUCUCAAUCUGGUUGACGGUGACUUUGGCCGUGUGGCGUUACAUUGCAGUAGCAUAUCCGCAGAAAAAUCGCAUAUGGUGUGGGAUGGCCAACACAUUAUUAGCAAUCACAAGUUCCUACAUAGUAUGUCCCAUGGUGGGCAUUCCACUGUACCUGUCAUUCAGCAUAAAACCACAUGUUGAACAACUCGGAAGUGACGGUAAUCCCUACAAAUUGACCACAAAUGGUUCAGCUCGGAAUAUCACUCUCUACCGGACGUCACCCUCGGAACUGGCCGAAAAUAACCCAGCAUUGCUGAAUGUAAAUUUCUGGAUUUAUAGCGUAGUGAUAAAAUUGAUUCCGUGUAUAGCGUUGACGAUACUGAGCCUUCGUUUAAUUGCUGCCUUGCUGGAAGCAAAACGUCGACGGAAGCAACUAACCGGAAACUCGAAAGGCAUGAAACAAAUUGUGGACGGACGAGUCGUUGACGUGCAGCAAAAGAAAAGCUCCAAAAACAUGGAUAAGGAAAAGCAAACAGAUCGCACAACUCGGAUGCUGUUGGCUGUGCUGCUUCUGUUUCUCAUAACAGAAUUCCCACAAGGCAUCCUGGGGCUGCUAAGUGCACUGUUAGGAAAGGACUUUUUUUACAACUGCUAUUUGAAACUAGGAGACCUGAUGGACGUGCUUGCCUUGAUAAAUUCUGCCAUUAACUUUAUUUUGUACUGCUCGAUGAGUCGCCAAUUUCGAAAUACUUUUAAUUACCUGUUCCGUCCAAAAUUUCUCGACAAGUGGCUUCCGGUGCCCCAGAAUGAUGACGAAACUCCAGGAGGUCGCCGAAAUCAAGAAGGAGCCACUACGCAAAUUACUCAAGUCUAGCAAUCGAGGGGACGCCCUAAUUACCGUCAUUGUUGUUCUGUGCUGAUAUCAAGAGUAUUCAAUUGGCUUAUGCUCGGAAAUCGGCGCACUGCUACAGCUUCAACAGAAUGUGCGGUGCUUUAGUGACGUCUCCCGACAACCAACGAAAACGUCGGUAUUCCAACGAUAAUUGCGGCUUUAUUAGUACAAAUAACUACGAUGACGACAUACGUACACUGUCAGAUUUAAAUCAAAUGGAACCUGGAACAAUGCAUCGAAAGGAGCUCAUAAGUCUGUGAAAUAUAACUUGUUGAUUUGAUUUUAUGAAAAAAAGUGACCAUUUUAACAGAUAAUUGUAGAAAUAAAAAUGAAGUGCUCCUAUGUGCAGUAACACUAUAGUUUUCGAUAAUCCACAGAUAUGGAUCAGUGUAAUAUUAAUCAGAGAGUUUAUUAUCACAUUGUUUUGCCAUUAUGUGAAAGAUAUUAUGAAUGAAGUAAUAAUCACAGCAAAUUUAUACAUUUUCCGUCACCCAGAAAAAAAUCCUAGAAGCGUUUAAUUUAAUUUGCCUGGGAACUAUAUCUUGAGCUCUGGUUUGAAAAUACUGUUUGUUGCAAGUGAUGAAAUUCGUAAUCGACAGUUUGAUAAGUGGAAUUUUUCAAAAAUACCUCAAGAUUUGUGCAGAACUUUAACAUUGGUUGACAUUCAUUUUUGAGCUUUGUUAGAUGAAGUGUUUUGGAAUAUUCGUUAUUUUUUUCUUUGAUUAUAAUAACUAUAAUCCAAGAAAAAAGCGCAAAACCGCAUGUUUUCAUUGAUGCACAAUGAAUACUUGCUACCACCGUGCUGUUUCGAUCAUAUGGUUGAUUAAUAUAUUUUUGUCUUCAAUACUUCACUGCUCAAAAUAUGUGGAACAGUUAUAUUUUAAAACUUUCUUUGAAAUUCAUACUGUUUUGAAAACGAUUGUGGAUUCUGAGCAAAAUUCUAUUUAUACCAGUCUAGUCAGUGUCAUUAAUAGUCAGGAUAAGUGAGUGUAGCGUCAUCAUGAUUUCCAAAAUAACAUCUAACAUAUUAAUUUUCACAUGGUUCAUAUUUGUGGGCUAAAUGUAGGCUGUCAUAUCCAAAAUUUUAUUGUUUUUUUAAUAAUGUGUUGUGCUACAAAUGGUCUUCGCUAAUAGAAAUAAACAUUGUUCAACAAUCAAAACUCAAUUUGAUACAUUUGAAAAAUGUUUAAUUUUAUUACACCAUCUUAUUCUCCAAUGUGAAACUCAUUUCUGUGAAUUAUAUGUCUAUAGUGAUUUCCGAUUGGAUUGGAGCACUUUCUUUUUGUGAUACAUUGCCGUGUUUUGUGAGCUAUAUGAGAAGGCAAACAAUUUAGUUGAUUUAAUCUUGAAAUUUUAAAAACAUUAUGUAUUACUAAAUUAUUCAUGUUGAUACAUGUUGACAAAAAAAAUAAAGCCAAUGCAAUGAAUAAUCGAGCCCCAUUCAUUGCAGUUAAACCAUUUCGCAUCCAAAUUUGAGGUAGAUAUGUUAUAUGUAUAAAUCAAAAUUUUAUACCUUUGAAUUCUAUAUUGUGUCUAAUUAACGAUCUGUCUUUCAAAAGGUAUAGUCAAGGAAGCUAAUUCUAAAUGUUAUGUUAUAAUUCGAAAUGCUUUAU
Messenger RNA from Aedes aegypti (yellow fever mosquito), 4061 nucleotides. Its product is annotated as sex peptide receptor. The coding region runs from base 1153 to 2430 and encodes 425 amino acids. Gene Ontology annotation, cellular component: membrane. The transcript has 5 exons. Lineage: Eukaryota; Metazoa; Arthropoda; Insecta; Diptera; Culicidae. Gene Ontology annotation, molecular function: G protein-coupled peptide receptor activity. Gene Ontology annotation, biological process: G protein-coupled receptor signaling pathway. The record is from RefSeq and is a predicted model, not a curated record.